Photinus pyralis (common eastern firefly) is the source of this 2598-nucleotide messenger RNA. RefSeq names its product amyloid protein-binding protein 2 (gene Pat1). The coding region runs from base 556 to 2160 and encodes 534 amino acids. Gene Ontology annotation, biological process: intracellular protein transport. Lineage: Eukaryota; Metazoa; Arthropoda; Insecta; Coleoptera; Lampyridae. The transcript is spliced from 6 exons. The record is from RefSeq and is a predicted model, not a curated record. Gene Ontology annotation, molecular function: protein binding.
GUCAUUAGAUUUUUUUAUUUGCGUCAUAGAAAUUUAUCAACGCCAAUUAGGGGUGCUAUACGCUCAAGUUCAUGAUAAAUAAGGUGCAGUACCUACGGCUGAAUCGCACCUCGUCAUUGAUAAGAAAGCGAUGCAGUUUGGAAAAACCUGUCAAUUUUGCUAAUGUGUGAGCAAAAAGUCAUGUCAUACAUUUUCUUCGUCAAAUAAGCGAACGUGCAAAUUCGUAUUGAGAACUAUAGCUAAAAAUUAUAACAAUAAUACCAGUGAACUUUUCCGGCGAAUAAAUCAAAGUUAGAGUGAUGUUACGAUGAAUAAAAAUUCAAAUCCCAAAGCGAACAUUAAGUGUGAACUUAUUUACCCUUUUAGUCACUGAUAUUUCGAGAGUUGAAUGCAGACAAUAUAAAUAGAAAGUUCGCUGCUCGAUCAUUUCAAUGAAACGGAUAAUAUCCGGAAAACUUCAUCAAUAAUCCUCCAGGAGAUCCAAUUUUCGUUUGCGUUGAGGCAUCAUCUUUUAGAGAAGGACCGUACCAAUUUGCACCCUGAGAGAAACAACGGAUGGCUACAAUUGAGAUGUACACAGAGAAGCGACUUUGCUUGCUCGGUGUCGAAUAUAGCGAAUUACAAGUAUUUAGCCGCAUGCUAAAGGUGAAACACAAACGUAGCAAAUUACUCAAAAGCUUUCAAUCGCUAAUCGAUCACGGAUCGAAUGUGAUGGAGGAAUUAUUACUCAGUUAUUCUAAGUAUCGUACGACGCCGGAACCUAUUACAUCUAACAUAAUCGAUAUCGGUCUAAAACUAGGAGGAUUCCUAAACGAAGGCGGAUGGUACAAUUAUUCGGUCGAGGUUUUAAAUGUCGUCGAAGAGCUGUGCAAGAAAAGAAGCAGAAACGCCAACACUCUGUGCAAACUUCUCGACUGUUACCAUAAGCGACUUCACGCCGAGUCUGUCUAUUGUAUGUUUAAAUGCGCAGAAGAUACUUUCGAACGUAUUCUCAGCACAAAAGAUGAGCUGCAAAAAUUAAAUGCCGUUCCAAAUUUGGCUGGACUUUAUGCAAAUAUAUCUGCGCUAUUUUUUGCUAGAAGUGAAUACGACGAGGCGUAUCAGUGGGCGCAGCGUUCUUUGAAGUUAUUAAAUGAAGAUGUGCCACCAAGGGUGAUCAUCGAAGUCUUACGUCAGGCUUCGAAAUCGUGCGUGGUGAAAAGGCGAUUCUUACAAGCGAAACUUUUAAUCCAUCAAGCGGUCGGUCUGGCGUCCCUUCUCUAUUACAACGACCACCAUCCGUGCUACUCGGACACGCUGAUGGAUUACGGAUUUUACCUUCUGAAUUACGACACGAUUCAAGAGAGCGUGAAGGUCUAUGAAAAGGCGCUCGGCAUUCGCAAGGACAUUUUCGAGAAGAAUAACAUACACGUCGCCAUCGGACACGAAGAUCUGGCCUAUGCGCUUUACGUCAACGAAUAUAGCUCGGGACGGUUUUAUGCUGCAAGGGAAAAUGCUGAUCGCGCGAUACGCAUAAUGGACAAAAUUCUACCAAAAGACCAUCUAAUGCUGGCGUCGGCGAUGCGCGUUAAGGCUUUAAUUUUGGAAGAGAUCGCGUUAGAUUUGCGCGACCUUACCCACCUGGAGGAGCAGGAUCAGCUGCUGCUGAAGGCGGAGCAGUUUCACAAGUCGGCGUUGCAACUGUCCCAUUCCGCUUUCGGCGAGCACAACGUACAGACGGCGAAGCACUACGGAAAUUUGGGCAGACUGUAUCAGACGAUGAUGAAGCACGACGAGGCGGAGAAGAUGCACUUGCGCGCGAUAUCGAUCAAGGAGCAACUCUUGGGACCGGACGACUACGAGGUCGGGCUAAGUUUGGGACAUUUGGCGUCUCUGUACAGUUAUCACAUGAAGAAGCAUCGCGACGCCGAAAAACUAUAUAAGAGAUCUAUCGAUAUUAGUUUAAAGUUGUUUGGUGUUUUCUAUUCAGGUUUAGAGUACGAUUACAGAGGACUGAUUCAUGUUUAUACGGAAUUAAACGAUAUACCCAACAUGUUACAUUAUACACAUAUCAUGCGCGAAUGGAAGUUUUUGAGGGAGAAUCACGUAACGACAAAUAAUUUCCCCGAUCAUCUCGAAUCUCUAAACACGAUCCUUACUGAAUUUUUCAAAAUGUGCUAAUGCGAAUGUAUCUAGUCUGUCGAUCGAGUCAUUUUUGUUUUUGGUUAUAGUUUUAUUGUUAGACUGAAUUUGAUUAAUCUUGAUGCAAUGGCAUUUAAAACUCGUCUCAUAGAGGAGAGAAGGUUCGACCUUCCUCGUCGGUACUAAGUUACAAUAAUUAAACACUUGGGCAGUUCGAUUAAUUUUUAAGUUUAAGAUAAUUUUUAUGUUAAUCUCUUUUAGUAUUUUACAAAUUAAAGUGAGGCUCUGUUCAUUUGUAAAUAUAAUCAAAUUAUUAUAGUGUAUGUGUUCGUUGAUAGUUCUACAUGUACGUACUAUAUUGCAACAUGUUCCAUAUAUGUUAAUUAGAAAAUACGUGAACCAAGCUUAGAAAAAUCUUCAAGCUUAAUAUAAAAUCAUUUUGAAAUUUGCUCAUGGCGUUAGUUUGCUGGUUUUUUU